Anarrhichthys ocellatus (wolf-eel) is the source of this 3884-nucleotide messenger RNA. It is a transcript of the gene dnm2a, whose product is annotated as dynamin 2a. The transcript has 21 exons. Gene Ontology annotation, molecular function: microtubule binding; GTPase activity; GTP binding. The record is from RefSeq and is a predicted model, not a curated record. Lineage: Eukaryota; Metazoa; Chordata; Actinopteri; Perciformes; Anarhichadidae. Gene Ontology annotation, cellular component: plasma membrane; microtubule; synapse. Gene Ontology annotation, biological process: synaptic vesicle budding from presynaptic endocytic zone membrane; receptor internalization. The coding region runs from base 284 to 2857 and encodes 857 amino acids.
UCGUCUCCUUUGGCCGGAUGGUGUUUGUGUAGAAGGAAGUUUUGUUUUGCGAGUUUUUCCGUCCGUUUCGACUGACUGGGUAUUUUUAGUUAACGCGCUCAAAAGAGCACCAAAUGAUAUUAGUGUGAAUUGCGUUUAAAGCGGCGGAACUCUAAACGUUACACUUCAGAGUAACCCGAGAGCAACUUCCUGCUAAGCUAACGUUACCUAGCUUAGUUAGCGCGGCUAGUGUUGGGCUCUGGUUUGUGUUGUGUUUGAAGGCGCUCUCCGAGCUAACGAAGCCAUGGGGAACCGGGGCAUGGAAGACCUGAUUCCCCUCAUCAACAAGCUCCAAGACGCCUUCAGCUCCAUUGGCCAGAGUUGUAAUUUGGACCUUCCUCAGAUCGCUGUGGUCGGUGGACAGAGCGCUGGGAAAAGCUCAGUCUUGGAAAAUUUCGUUGGCAGGGACUUUCUUCCCCGUGGAUCAGGCAUUGUUACCCGUAGACCUCUCAUUCUGCAGCUGGUCAACAAUAAAGCCGAAUAUGCUGAAUUCCUGCACUGCAAAGGGAAGAAGUUUGUGGAUUUUGAUGAAGUGCGGUUGGAAAUUGAGGUGGAGACCGAGAGGAUAACGGGCUCCAACAAAGGCAUCUCUACCAUCCCAAUUAACCUGCGGGUCUACUCCCCAAACGUGCUGAACCUGACCCUGAUCGACCUCCCGGGAAUGACUAAGGUUGCGGUCGGAGACCAGCCUGUAGACAUAGAGCACCAGAUCAGAGACAUGCUGCUGCAGUUCAUCACCAAGGAGAGCUGUCUCAUCCUGGCCGUCACACCGGCAAACAGCGACCUGGCCAACUCGGACGCUCUGAAGAUCGCCAAGGAGGUGGACCCACAGGGUCUGCGUACCAUUGGUGUAAUAACAAAGCUGGACCUGAUGGAUGAAGGGACGGAUGCAAAGGACAUCCUAGAAAAUAAACUCCUCCCACUGCGUAGAGGCUACACCGGUGUGGUGAACCGCAGUCAGAAAGACAUCGAUGGGAAGAAGGACAUUCGCGCUGCUCUGGCUGCGGAGAGGAAGUUCUUCCUGUCCCACCCGGGCUACAGACACCUGGCAGAGCGCAUGGGCACACCGCAUCUACAAAAGCUGCUCAACCAGCAAUUGACCAACCACAUCAGGGACACUCUCCCUGGUCUGCGCAGUAAGCUGCAGAGUCAGCUCCUCUCGCUGGAGAAGGAGGUAGAGGAGUACAAGAACUUCCGUCCAGAUGACCCGACACGCAAGACCAAGGCCUUGUUGCAGAUGGUGCAGCAGUUUGGCGUGGACUUUGAGAAGUGCAUCGAGGGCUCCGGGGACCAGGUGGACACUAACGAGCUGUCGGGUGGCGCCAAAAUCAAUCGCCUCUUCCAUGAACGCUUUCCCUUCGAACUGGUCAAGAUUGUGUUUGACGAGAAGGAGUUAAGGCGAGAAAUCAGUCACGCAAUCAAGAAUGUCCACGGUGUCAGAACGGGGCUGUUCACUCCAGACCUGGCGUUUGAGGCCAUCGUGAAAAAGCAGAUCGUUAAGCUGAAAACGCCCUGUCUCAAAUGUAUCGAUCUGGUCAUUCAGGAGCUCAUCAACACAGUCAGGCAGUGCACCAACAAGCUCAAUUCCUACCCCAGACUGAGAGAGGAGACGGAGAGGAUCGUCACCACCCACGUCCGAGAAAGAGAAGGGAAGACGAAGGACCAGGUUCUGCUGCUGAUCGACAUUGAGCUGUCCUACAUCAACACCAAUCAUGAGGACUUCAUAGGCUUUGCCAAUGCCCAGCAGAGGAACACGGCUGCGAACAAGAAGAGGGCCAUACCCAACCAGGGUGAGAUUCUGGUGAUCAGGAAAGGCUGGCUAACCCUCAAUAUCCGCAUCUUGAAGGGAGGCUCCAAGGAGUACUGGUUCAUCCUGACUGCGGAGUCCCUGUCCUGGUACAAAGAUGACGAGGAGAAAGAAAAGAAGUACAUGCUGCCCCUGGAUAACCUGAAGCUCAGAGAUGUGGAGAAAGGCUUUAUGUCCACAAAGCACAUCUUUGGAAUCUUCAACACCGAACAGAGGAACGUGUACAAGGAUCUUCGGCAGGUAGAGCUGGCCUGUGAUUCUCAAGAGGAUGUGGACAGCUGGAAAGCCUCCUUCCUCAGGGCCGGAGUUUAUCCGGAGAAGGACCAGAUGGAGAAUGAAGAUGCUGCCCCUGCGGACACGUUCUCCAUGGAUCCUCAGCUGGAGAGGCAGGUGGAAACCAUCCGCAACCUGGUGGACUCAUACAUCGGCAUCAUCAACAAAUCCACCAGAGACCUCGUGCCCAAGACCAUCAUGCAUCUCAUGAUCAACAGUUCAAAGGAUUUCAUCCACUCGGAGCUGCUAGCCUACCUCUACUCAUCUGGGGACCAGAGCAUCCUCAUGGAGGAAUCGGCCGACCAGGCCCAGCGCAGAGACGAACUGUUGCGCAUGUAUCAUGCACUCAAGGAGGCGCUGCUCAUUAUUGGCGACAUCAGCACCGGUACCAUCUCCACCCCGGUGCCCCCGCCCGUAAAUGACGGCCGGAUGCAAGAAGCCAGCCCCAACCCUCAGCGCAGGGCACCCCCGUCAGCCGCCCCGACCCCCAGCCGCCCGCCUGCCGCUCGGGGCCCGACACCAGGACCGCCCUUGAACCCUUCCCCUGCCUUUGGAGCUCCGCGCAACCCCUCUCCCGCCUUCGGCGCACCACCAAUCCCCUCUCGCCCAGGACCACCCAUCAACGCCUUCAACAGCUACCAGGAUCCCUUCAGCGCCCCCCCACUGAUCCCCUCCCGACCAGCCCGCGUCCCACCCGGUGUACCCAGGCGCCCGGCUCCCCGUCGAAACCAGUGGUGACCUUGAUCAGCCCGAGGUGGAUGUGAAAUGACUUCAAUCCACGACAGCAGCAGGACCACAGAAGGACUAUACGUCUUGUUUUCAUUUCACUCACAACCAAAAGCUCCAACAAUGCUGUUGCAGAGCUACAGUAAUCUGUGCUGUCAGCAUAACAUGCAAACUUUAGUUAUUGAGGCAUCAAACUGACGUUAUUUUGUCGACAGUGAAUGUUUCAAACGGUUCUAAGCACUAAAAUGUUUUGAGUAUUUCCACAGAUGGUCAGAACUAAGUUUGUAUAGCGUGAAAUGUAGUUUAACAUGUAAAUCUAAUGCAGAUAUUUUUCAGUUUCCUACUUCAUACCACACAAUCUCUCACUCAAUUAUUUCUUUGAACAAAAACUAAUUAGAGAUAAAGUAUAAGCGCACUUCUAACCAGAUACGGUACAGUGCCUAUAGUCAUAAAGACGGUCUAAGAUUAGAUUUUUAUUAUUGUUGUAGCAUGUGUUCAGAAAAAUGCGUUCCUCGUGGUGGAGCGUGACCAUUAAAUGUGCUUUAUGACAGAAAAUGUUAAUGAUGAAGCUAAACAGUCCCUGGAGGUUUCAACACAGACGACAAUAGUAGUGAUUGAAAUGCACAAUACAUAUGUAUGAUUUUACCACUGUAACCAAAUGACUGCAAUGCAUCCAAAUAAUGGCAAAGAAAUGAAUGUUUAAGCCAAAACUAGCUUUGCCAUCUGCAUGACUUUAAUGACUUCUGCAUAUUUAAUCUCCAGAUGAAUGAACUGAUCAGGGAGAUUGUCUGUUUUUUAUGAUGUUUUUGUUUUUUAUCACAGUAAAGAUAUAGGUGUGAUCUCUUUUUUUAAACAGCCUGGGGCUUAGUAAUAAAACAUUGUGCUGAGUUUCUGAUAUUCCUUUCUUGAUAUAGUUUGUUUUGAUUAUUAGCCUAAAAUAAUUAAAUGUUCAUUUUGAAGUGUAGUCUGAAAUUGAAUAAAACAUUCCAGCUGUGGUUUUCUAGUUUAGCGAAUGACUAACAAAUAAAAGUGCUGCAAG